Messenger RNA from Pipistrellus nathusii (Nathusius's pipistrelle), 576 nucleotides. NCBI's taxonomy places the organism in Eukaryota, Metazoa, Chordata, Mammalia, Chiroptera, Vespertilionidae. The record is from the annotation of a GenBank genome assembly.
AUGGCGACUGAACAGCGCGGCGGGCACGCGCCGCGAGCCUCCCCGCCAGGAGCCGGGCGGCGCGGGGCACGGCCUGCGGGGCCGCCCUCCGGGCCGAGCGGCCGCGGAGCCCCCCGCCCGGGGGAGCCGCCGGCGGCCGUGGAGAAGCAGGGGCCGUACAUGGUGAAGCGCGGGCCUUCCCUUCAAGCCAAGCUGCAGAAGCACCGGGACCUGGCCAAGGCCGCUCUGCGGAGGAAGGGCAUGCUGCGGGCCUCGCCGAGCCGCCCCGACUCCUCCGGGAAAAGGUCAGCGAAGUUUAACAAGGGCUAUAUUGCUCUUAGUCAGAGUCCAGAUGAAAACCUGGUGUCCCUCAACUCUGACAGUGAUGGGGAGCUGGAAUCCAGAUACUCCUCCGGGUAUUCCUCUGCAGAGCAGGUAAACCAGGAUGUGAGCCGCCAGCUGCUCCAGGAUGGGUAUCACCUGGAUGAGAUUCCAGAUGAUGAGGACUUGGACCUCAUUCCUCCCAAGCCUAUGGCCUCAACGUGCUCCUGCUGCUGGUGCUGUCUUGGGGACUCUUCCUCUUGUACCCUCCAGUAG